AGCUCAAAGUAGACCUACUAGAAAUUUAGUACAUACUAAUCGACUAGCAGGAGCCCAAUUUGUGCAUGACUGUAUGCACGGACACCCAAGAAAUUGUUUAGAUCUAUUGAGGGUAGAUCAACGAACAUAUGCAUUAUUAUGCAAUUUGCUAAAAAGUAGGGAGUUAUUGUGUGAUGCAAGAGAAAUCACAAUUGAAGAACAAGUAGCGAUGUUUCUCGUUACUUUGGGACAUGAUCAACGAAAUCGACGAACCCAAUAUGAUUUUCAGCACUCAGGACAAACAAUUAGUAAGUACUUCAACUUAGUUUUGAAAGCAAUUCUUCGCAUUGCACAUGAAUACGUGGGACGUAGAGAUGAUACUACACCAGCUCGAAUUAGAGGAGAUCCACGUUUCUUUCCAUAUUUUAAGGUAAACAACUAUAAUCCAUAAUAGAUAUAGUCAACAUUUUUAUUUAUGAUAAAACAUUUAGAAUACUAACACAUAUUACGUAUCAAUAGGAUUGUUUGGGAGCAAUUGAUGGUACACACAUUCCAGUAUAUGUUCGAAGAGAUGGCCAAAAUCGUUGGCGAAAUAGAAAAGGGUUUUUAUCUCAAAAUGUUUUAGCAGUGGUGGGAUUCGAUAUGCGGUUUCACUAUAUACUAGCCGGUUGGGAAGGAAGUGCAACUGAUGCAAGAGUAUUGUAUAGUGCAUUGGAAGAUAAUCUUCAUCCAUUAGAAAUUUCACAUGGUAAAUAUUAUCUUGCUGAUGCUGGAUACCCAAAUAUUGUUGGAUUAUUAACUCUAUAUAGAAGAUGUCGGUACCAUCUAUCAGAGUUUAAUGUGUCUGGAUCUAGGCAAAUUGAGACAGAAGAAGAAUUGUACAACUAUAGACAUUCAUCUUUGCGCACUACUGUGGAGAGAGCAUUUGGUUUGCUUAAGGCAAGGUUUCCGAUUUUGAAGAAUCAUGUGUCAUAUCCAAUAUCCACUCAAGUUAAAAUUGUACAAGCAACAUGUGUUCUUCAUAAUUUUAUAAUCAACCACAAUCCAAAUGCUGAACAAUUUCCUUCUGAUGAUAUAAAUGAUAGUGAAGUAAGUGAAAUUAUAAAUGAUGAUGAAAAUACUGAACAAACGCAAAUACGUGGUAGCAACAAUGAACUUCGUGAGCAGAUUACUUCAACAAUGUGGAAUGAUUAUGUUUCAAGUAAGAUAUUGAUUGUGUAACAUUCUCAUUAUAUUAUA
Messenger RNA from Nymphaea colorata (pocket water lily), 1218 nucleotides. RefSeq lists its product as uncharacterized. NCBI's taxonomy places the organism in Eukaryota, Viridiplantae, Streptophyta, Magnoliopsida, Nymphaeales, Nymphaeaceae. The transcript has 2 exons. Bases 622 to 1200 code for a protein of 192 amino acids. The record is from RefSeq and is a predicted model, not a curated record.